Molecule: messenger RNA, 3258 nt
Organism: Salvelinus fontinalis (brook trout)
Lineage: Eukaryota; Metazoa; Chordata; Actinopteri; Salmoniformes; Salmonidae
Product: insulin-induced gene 1 protein-like
Exons: 6
Coding region: 221-976 (251 amino acids)
Biological process (GO): cholesterol biosynthetic process; cellular response to insulin stimulus; SREBP-SCAP complex retention in endoplasmic reticulum
Cellular component (GO): SREBP-SCAP-Insig complex; endoplasmic reticulum
Source: RefSeq, a predicted model, not a curated record
AGCUGUGAUUGUUUUCUGCAGAGGAAGCCUGUCUCUGCUAUGAGGUCUGCUGUUAGGAAUGAUAUAGAAGCUUUUUCUCUCUCACUCAAACGAUGAUGUGACCAAACACGGUGAUAACAGUCUGAGAGCAGCAAAACGCACAGCAUUGUCGGAUGAACAAAGUCGGGUCUCGCUCGAUCAGCCAGUGUGAACGUCUGGAGAUCAAGCGCUGAAGUGCCAAAUGCCAAGACUAGAAGAACACUGCUGGAGACGCUCCUGUACAUCGAGGGUGGAAUCUAAGAAUUAUUAUAGGGAAAACUGGGUCGCAUCGAAGGCUGAAGAAAUGAUGUCAAUUAUCACAUCAGUGCUUAGCAAUGUAUACGGCUCGCUGCACAGUGUGCAAACAGCAAACUUAAUCAGACGGGGUCUCGUCCUUUUCACCGUGGGAGUAUUUCUUGCAUUGGUGCUCAACUUGCUACAGGUUCAAAGAAAUGUGACUUUGUUUCCCGAGGAGGUGAUGGCAACUUUGUUUUCAUCGGCGUGGUGGAUUCCCCCUUGCUGCGGCACGGCAGCUGCUGUUGUUGGCCUGCUAUACCCCUGCAUCGACAGCCAUCUAGGAGAGCCCCACAAGUUCAAAAGGGAAUGGGCCAGUGUCAUGAGAUGCAUUGCAGUAUUUGUUGGCAUCAACCACGCCAGUGCUAAACUAGACUUUGCCAAUAAUGUCCAGCUGUCCCUGACCCUGGCUGCCCUGUCCCUGGGACUAUGGUGGACGUUUGACCGCUCGAGGAGUGGCUUCGGCCUGGGCAUUGGGACGGCAUUCCUUGCCACCGUUAUCACACAGCUGCUGGUCUACAACGGUGUAUAUCAAUACACGUAUCCAGACUUUCUGUAUGUGCGCUCUUGGCUUCCAUGCAUAUUCUUCUCGGGAGGAGUGACUGUAGGAAACAUAGGACGCCAGCUAGCCAUGGGUGGUGUCGAGAAACUGCACAACGACUGAACAGAGAUCAGCUGAAGAGGAGCAAGAAGAACGGCAACCAAUACGGAGAACCAGCAUAAUGGAACCAAGUCCGACAUCAUGGGGAGAGACAUUUCAGUUUGAAAGAAAACAGACUCUUAUUUUUUUUGACUACUUUUCUGUGCAUUAUAACAAAGAGCUAGCCAGAAUCUCCUUUACCUAAUGUGCCAUGACUUCUGCACCUCUUGGUGGCCAAAAUACCUUUCCCCAUCCCUAUUCGGGUCCAGAUAGCAUGAGGUUAUAAGUUAGCCACUAGGCUAUCCGUGUUAGGGUCCAAAUAGCAUUAGGCUGGCUUCUAGCCACUAGCUCCUCACUCACUAUGGCAGGACAGUAUUUUACCUUCCAGUUCUUCGAAAUGAAAAGUGAACUGGUUUCAGAGUGAACUAUUUGCUUUUUGCUGGCGUGUGAGUGCACGCGUGCGUGUGGAUGUGUGCAGGUCUUAACAGAACGCGUGCGUGUGGAGGUCUUAACAGAAAAGACAAGGAAAAAAGGUGGAAAUGUUUGCUUUUUUGUUAUGCCCGAGUACAAAAUUAUCAUAAAAGGGAAAUGUUUCAGAGCUGUGCAAAAAUGUCUGACGCGACCAGCAGUAUGUCACUGAUGACAUGUAUUGUAUGUUCCCAAUAUUGUAUGUAAUUCACCAAAAUAAGUAUUUAUCUGAGAAAUUAGAAUGCCGACGCCAAUAACUCCCAAACCAAAUACAUGAGAUCGCAAAUGAUGUGACCAUGUUUUGAACGAAUAUACCAUGAUGCUACAAUAAGUUAGCAUAUUCAUAGUUGCAGUAAAAUAAGUAAUGAUUAAAAAAAGGCACCUGAAUAUGAUCUGGUGUGAAAGCUCACCUUUUGGCUGACUUCCUGGACAUGGUGUGCCACCUGGACUUGACCUAUGAACCCUCAAAUUAGUAUAUGAAUGGUUGAUUUACCAUUUAAAGUUUUCCAGGCCAGGCAUUCAAGUUUGGGAACAUACAUUAAGAGAAGGAGAGAGACAGGACAUUUUUAUUACGGCCUAGAGGAUUUGCAAUCUGUGAUUGCCUUUGUAUUAUACAAUUGAGUGCUUUUGUCACUACCAUACCAGUUCAGUUGUAUUACUUGUAUAUAAUUAUAUAUCGCUUACAUGUAUAAUCUCUUCCCUUUAUAAUCACAGGUAUUACCACACUAUACCUAUUUAGUUCGAUUAGUUGGGGGUCUAGAGGAAUAAAAGUGCAAUCACAUAUAUACCUGAGCUGAUUAUUCUUCCGUAUUUAUUAUUUCUGUAAAUGGUUAAGAGGUGAAACUCUGAAAUUAUAUGCAGUGUGGAUAUAGAAAAUUAGCAGAAAAUUAGCAAUAACAGCAGUGUUUGUAAAAAAAGAAAUAAAAAGUGUCAGAGAUUACUUGCCUUCUUAGACUGUAUACCAAUGACUAUUCUCACCGUGAGGAGAAUACAAAAAAACAUUGUGUCAAACCGUUUGUAAAAUCUCGUAGUAGUUCAACAUUUGUAAAUGGGAAGACGGAUGUAUUUAUUAUUUAAAACAUUUGGUGACGUAUAGAUCGCAGAGUGGUUGGUUGGUACACCUGGUUCGGUUUGAAUCUGCUCAAGUUCAGGCGUUUGUCCCAGAUGACACCCUAUUCCCUAUUGGUGGGUUAACUGACAACGUCACAAAAAUGACGUGGGCACUUCCAUGGGGCAGAAGUCAGCGUGUUGUUUUGAUUUUGGAUGGCCAGAUUGCUAGCGCAAAUGACAAACUGCCAUGUGGGGAAUCGUAAGUGGCUCGUUUCAGCUCUUUUUAUAUUGUUCUUUAAUACGUGUUUUGAUUGAUUUCAUGUCAGUGCUAAUAUGGCCAAAAUAUACUAGCUAGCUAACCAACAACUGUAACGGUGUACUUCAGAGACAAGUGCUCAUUGUGCAAAUAUUUCUGUUUUCAAUAAACAUUGUAGAAGAAAUAUAGUUUACAUGUUGUCAACAACAUAAGCCAACCCAAUCUGCUUUGCCCCAUAGUUGCGCACUCGUCGGUUUUGUUGCUAAACAAACAACCCGUCUAUGUAGUGCACUAUUGAACAGCGCCCUUAUGGCCCUGGUCAAAAGUAGUGCACUAUAUAGGGAAUAAGGUUCCAUUUGGCAAGCAGUCCAGGUGUGCUGAUGGGAGAAAAGAUAGCUUUAUUAUUGGGGUGGUUGAAGCACCUAUUAUUUCAAUAUGUAGAGAGUGUGAGUGUGUGUGUGUUUCUUUUAUGUCAGCUGUGUAUAAUUUGUAUUACCUUGAAUCCAAGUGGAAAAAUAAAAAGAUACUCCUA